ACGACCGCCGAUACUUGCUCUCCGGGGGGCCUCACGUCCACAUAUUCAGCUAGCGACCGGAUUUGCAACCCAGUAUUCCGCGGCGUGUGGGCAUUGACAAGCUCAACCUUCUCAAAACCUCGCCGCAUUCAUACUCCACUUAUUCACUCUGCGGCCAUCAUGGACUCGGCAACGUGGGCUGUCACGGACCAUUCGGUCCAUCACCCCCCGGCCGAGGAUGAUUUCCAACAAUACCUGGAUAUGAACGGCAUGGGGAACCUGGGCGAUGGCAUCAAUUACACUUUCCAGGACUUUCAGUCCCCGGCCGGCUCGCAGUUGCUGCAAUCGCAUUCCCGGGAGCAGUUAGACAUUCCCAUGAGCGGCACCGACGCCCCAAUGCUGCUGUCUCCUACACAUCCCCCCGGGAUGCAGCACCAGAUGGCCCCCAUCACAACCGCCGCCCCCUACCAGACAGUGCCGGCGACCAUGAUGCCACCUCCAACCCCGAACGAGGCCAUUGUCGACAGCAUCGAUGCCCAGAUCCAGUUCCUCCAGCAGCAAAAGCUCAGGCACCAGCAGAGGCAUUUGGAAGAACAGCAGGCCGCCUUCUUUGCGCGUCAGCAGAGCCGCAUGGUCCCCCCGACCCCGCAGAGUUUGGAGCUCCAGCCGGGGGCCAACCAGUACUAUCCUCCACCCAACGCAGCCGAGCAGCAACAGCAGCAACAGCAGCAGCAGCAGCAGCAGCAACGACAACAACAACAGCAACACCAGGCCAUUGAGUACCGGUAUCAGAGGCUAAAAGACCAGUCGGAUAUGUCAUUCACCCCCUUGGUCUCGCCGGCGGUCACGCCACUCGAUACUCAUUUCUCGGUGGAUUCUCAGUUUGCAGCUGUCUCGGGCGCUUAUUUCAGCCCCCUGACCUCACCUGCUCUGCAUGCACAGUCCGACCCUCUUGCCAUGUUUGACCAGUUACACAGCGUUGUGACGACAAGCUCGCCUGUGGAUAUGGAACUAGACUCGUCGACCGGUACCCCCAUUUCAAAUCCAACCCCUGGAGACCUGGCCAAGAAGAUGCGAAAAAAUGCAGCCAAGGCAAGGGCAAAGUCCGGCAUCAAGCAGUCGCCCAUCUCGAAACCGUUGCGCAGGAGGACUGCCACCACCCCGAACUUGAACGCUCAGGUGCUGAGCGAGCUUGCCGAGAGCGCAGAACAUAACCAACAACUGCCCACACCCAUGAUGCAGACCUCUUCCUCGUCCACGACGGGUGUGACAGAUUCUGAAGACUCGGUCUCCCCCGAGGCCUUGAACGAUACCACGCCAGUGGAGAUGCCCCCGCCUCCAAUACCUAAGUCGCGGUCAGCGAAGCCGUCGCCGUACAUUGCUCCGCAGACCAGCGUGGCUCCCAACUCGCUUCAGCCCCCGCGCCCAGGGUUAGCGUCUCCCGCGACUCCUGCAUCACUGAUGAAGUUGAGCUCGCCAAGUACUCGCAACGCGGGUGCGAAAACUGAUAGCCAGGAAGUCGUCGACAACGACCACAUCGAAACAUUUGAGCUUCCAGAGUCGGCAAACUUUGUGAACACCACGGCUCCACCCAGUAAUGGGCUUACGCCGACACAAUCUUCUGCCCAAGACAACGGACUCUCCAAGACCCCGUCUUUAGGUCCUCUUCCCUCGCCUUCUCUCGUGAAGCCGACUGUCACUCCCUCAGCGACUCAAAGUCCGCAGCUUCUUGCUGGGUCCGGGUUUGCCGCCAGAAAGACGCCGCAGCUCCUACCGAGGGGAAGCAAGAAGCGAGGUAGUGUCAGCUCGAUCCCCGUCUCGCCGGCGCUAAGGCCCAAGAUAUCGCCAAGUAUCAAGCCCUUGCUUCCAGGCGGGCCAGACGUUGAAGAGGCCGCAUCGCACCUUCUCGCCACAAAAUCGAACUACCAGCGCAUCCUCGAAGGCAACACGCUGCCCGGCGUCUCGUACCCGAGCGAGCUCUCGACGAAUCUCACGUCAAAGCGCACGUCUCACAAAAUUGCCGAGCAGGGCCGCCGGAACAGGAUCAAUUCGGCGCUGCAAGAGAUUGCCACCUUACUCCCGCGGCCGCCCAAGGACAGCGAGGGCGAGGGCAGCGAUAACAAGAAGGAUAAGAGCGGCGGGGCGCCGAAUAGCAAGGCUAGCACCGUCGAAAUGGCUAUCGAAUAUAUCAAGCAGCUGCAAAAGGAGGUGCGUGAGGCGAAUCGGAGGGCCGAGGAGGCCGAGAAGAAGCUGGAGCUGAAGGUGGAUGGGAAGAUGGAGGAGACGGAAGAGGAGGCCAAGUGAGAUAGACCUGUUGUUUGUGGAGAGAGGGAGCCCAACAAGACGGGCAUGGGUAAGGCUUUUUGUGUAGCAUGACGGGAAAAAUACAGAUGGGCGUUUCCGGCAACGUAUAUAAAUGGGCUCUUUCAAGGGGAAGCCUCCGAGGGCGAGCACUUCGCUCUGUGUAGCGUAUUGCUAUUUUUCUUGGGACAUAAAGGGGGAGA
This is a messenger RNA of Parathielavia appendiculata, 2483 nucleotides long. RefSeq lists its product as uncharacterized. The record is from RefSeq and is a predicted model, not a curated record. Gene Ontology annotation, molecular function: protein dimerization activity. NCBI's taxonomy places the organism in Eukaryota, Fungi, Ascomycota, Sordariomycetes, Sordariales, Chaetomiaceae. Bases 160 to 2283 code for a protein of 707 amino acids. The transcript has 2 exons.